Peronospora matthiolae is the source of this 579-nucleotide messenger RNA. The record is from the annotation of a GenBank genome assembly. NCBI's taxonomy places the organism in Eukaryota, Oomycota, Peronosporomycetes, Peronosporales, Peronosporaceae.
AUGGCAAAUGUGCCAUUUCGCAACGCAGUCGGCUGCUUGAUGUACCUUAUGGUGGGUACACGCCCAGACCUUGCAGCUGCAGUGGGAGUGCUUAGCCAGUUCUCGGCAGACCCUUGUCCGACCCAUUGGCAAGCUCUUAAGCGGGUGUUACGUUACAUCCAAGGCACAAGGGAAUAUGGAAUCGAGUAUCAAGCAACAAACAAUGACAAACUGCACGGCUACUCGGAUGCAGACUGGGCCGGAGACGUGGAAGCUCGACGAAGCACAAGCGGGUACACGUUCAUAUUGAACAACGGGUAUGUAAGCUGGAGAAGUAAGAAACAGAGCACUGUGGCUCUUUCAUCUACGGAAGCGGAGUACAUGGCUUUGACGGAAGCUGCACAAGAAGCAAUUUGGCUGAAGGCACUAUUAUGUGAGCUCGACGAGAUGAGGAGCGAUGAAGCUGUCAAGAUUUACGAAGACAAUCAAGGUUCCAUCGCUUUGGCCAAAAAUCCCGAAUUUCACAAGCGCACAAAACACAUUGACAUUCGGUAUCACUUUGUACGCGAAAAAGUGGCUGAAGGAACAUUGGUGUUGUAA